Molecule: messenger RNA, 1845 nt
Organism: Neltuma alba
Lineage: Eukaryota; Viridiplantae; Streptophyta; Magnoliopsida; Fabales; Fabaceae
Product: hypersensitive-induced response protein 1
Exons: 5
Coding region: 636-1493 (285 amino acids)
Cellular component (GO): mitochondrion
Source: RefSeq, a predicted model, not a curated record
AGUUUUAAAUUUUGAUCAAGUUCAUUCUGUAUAUUCUUUUCCGUUCAUAUUUAUGAUAUGAUUUUAAAGAUGCGUGUUCUAACAAAGCUGGAGGUUAGUGGUUUAGGUCUGUAUUUUUCUUUUUCUUUUUGAAAUAAUUUACAUGUGCAGUUUUGAUUAUUAAAAAGGUGACUCUAGUUGGUUUCACAGUGUUUCGGUGGUUUUCUGACUUUCUAGUGAUGGAAUUUCGCAGCCACACACCUCCUUUAAAGCUAUUUGGAAAUCUCUUUCUGACGAUUGUAUUCAUAUGACAUACAGAUAUCUUUAGUAACUUUUUCACUUUUUUCCUUAGCAAUAUUUUUCUAUGUUCAUCCAAUUGUCUGCAUAUUCUAAUAUCGUUACCUCGAAAGUAUUAGCUCUUUUGUACCUACAUGAAUAUUUUUCUAAUUUUACACACCCAGAAGCUAGAAUUGUGCUGCUUAGUAGCCUUUAUGUUUCUCAUGUCCUUUUGCAAAUGUAUACAAGGGGUCUCAAGAGGUCUCGCUUGUGGCUGUAUUGAGUAUAUGGAUUCCCAUCCUUUGCAUUUAAAACUAAAGCACAUCUAAGUUGUCUUCUGUUGGAUUUUUCUAGCUGCUUUUGUUUUGGAUUUUCUGAAGAUGGGACUAGCACUUGGUUGUCUUCAAGUGGACCAGUCACUUGUUGCUAUCAAAGAAAAUUUUGGGAAGUUUGAUGAUGUGCUUGAGCCUGGUUGCCACUGCGUGCCCUGGUUCUUUGGUAGUCAGGUAGCUGGUUACCUUUCUUUGCGAGUGCAGCAGCUAGAUGUUCGAUGUGAGACAAAGACAAAGGACAACGUUUUUGUCACCGUGGUUGCUUCUAUCCAAUAUCGUGCCCUGCAAGACAAGGCAGUGGAUGCUUUUUACAGACUUAGCAAUACCAGAGAACAGAUACAAGCCUAUGUUUUUGAUGUUAUCAGGGCAAGUGUUCCAAAGAUGGAUCUAGAUUCCUCAUUUGAACAGAAGAAUGAAAUUGCAAAAGCUGUGGAGGAAGAACUUGAAAAGGCUAUGGCCGUUUAUGGGUAUGAGAUAGUUCAGACUCUUAUUGUGGAUAUUGAACCAGAUGAGCACGUGAAGAGAGCCAUGAAUGAGAUAAAUGCUGCUGCAAGACUGAGGGUGGCUGCCAAUGAGAAAGCUGAAGCUGAGAAGAUAUUGCAAAUUAAAAGGGCAGAAGGUGAUGCAGAGUCGAAGUAUUUAGCAGGUCUUGGAAUAGCUCGCCAGCGCCAAGCCAUAGUAGAUGGGUUGAGGGACAGUGUGUUAGCCUUCUCUGAGAAUGUACCUGGGACAACAUCAAAGGAUGUCAUGGACAUGGUUCUAGUGACCCAAUAUUUUGACACAAUGAAAGAGAUUGGUGCAUCAUCAAAAUCCAAUUCUGUCUUUAUUCCACAUGGACCCGGUGCUGUAAGAGACAUAGCCUCACAAAUUAGAGAUGGUCUUCUCCAAGGAAGUGCAGCUGAGUAGUCUGAAAUAUCAGGAGUUUGACUUUGUCGGUGCAAACCAGUAUGUGGAAAUUUUUUUGGGUGACCUUUUCCAAGUUUAGUUGUGUUUGUUAGUAUGCCACUUAUGCACCUGCUCAUUUUCUAUCCAUCUCUGGUCUUUCGUGACCGUGAAUACUCAAAAUAUGGUAGUGGUGGUUACAGUUAUUUUCUAAUAAUUAGACAAUAUAUUGAUGUAUUGCAUGAAUAUGGAAUAACCAGUACUAUUGGCGACUUUGUAUAAAUGCCUUUCUGUGUAAAUACAUCUUGUGACAAUUUUUAUUUCAUAUUGAUGUUGACAUAGUGACUUAUGAAUAAAUGCAUCUUGUUAUUUUUUA